GGGGAAACAUGGUGGAAGACAUCUAUCUGUUUGUAAAAGUGAUGGACUCCACCGGAUGGGAGAAGAAAGAAAUGAAUCAAGGCUGCUGCUGAAGGGGAUAUACAGUCACCAAGCUAUCGCACUGUGUGGGCACCAUUUAGAUGUGGCAAAUAACCCGAAUACCCCGAAUAACCCGAGCCUCAAAGUUUCCUCAUUCGGUAAAUCGGGAUUCACCUCAGAUACAGCCAAAUACCGAAUGCUAUAGCGGAGAUACCGGAGAUUAAUUAUCAG
This is a messenger RNA of Aspergillus wentii DTO 134E9, 270 nucleotides long. RefSeq lists its product as uncharacterized. Bases 56 to 244 code for a protein of 62 amino acids. The transcript has a single exon. NCBI's taxonomy places the organism in Eukaryota, Fungi, Ascomycota, Eurotiomycetes, Eurotiales, Aspergillaceae. The record is from RefSeq and is a predicted model, not a curated record.